Molecule: messenger RNA, 1137 nt
Organism: Cydia fagiglandana
Lineage: Eukaryota; Metazoa; Arthropoda; Insecta; Lepidoptera; Tortricidae
Gene: cni
Product: protein cornichon
Exons: 4
Coding region: 23-457 (144 amino acids)
Biological process (GO): endoplasmic reticulum to Golgi vesicle-mediated transport
Cellular component (GO): endoplasmic reticulum membrane; COPII-coated ER to Golgi transport vesicle
Source: RefSeq, a predicted model, not a curated record
UUUGUCAUUUAGUUUUGUCAAAAUGGCGUUUAGCUUUCCUGCCUUUUCCUAUAUUAUAGCCCUUAUAAUAGACGCAUUCCUUAUAUUUUUCUCGAUUUUCCAUGUGAUAGCUUUUGAUGAACUUAAAACUGAUUAUAAAAAUCCAAUAGAUCAAUGUAACAGCCUCAACCCGCUAGUCCUGCCGGAAUAUCUGCUCCACCUGUUUAUAAACGUGUUAUUCCUGUUAUCGGGAGAAUGGUUUUCGCUGUUGAUAAACGUACCUUUGAUUCUGUAUCACAUACACAGAUACCGCACGCGGCCAGUUAUGUCAGGGCCUGGCCUGUAUGACCCCACAAGCAUAAUGAAUGCAGAUGUUCUGACAGUUUGUCAAAGAGAAGGCUGGAUCAAAUUGGCGUUCUACCUCUUGUCAUUCUUUUUAUAUUUAUACGGAAUGAUUGUGGUGCUGAUUGCAGCAUAAUUUGGAUGGCAGACCCUAAUGUUAAGUGGUUUACUGUUGUUUAUAUUUAGCACUCCUUAAGUCAAAUAGUAUGAGGAACAAAUUUGUGUAAACAGUGUAAACACCCUGACAGAGAGACUCAUCAUUUUACUUAUCUGUAUGUAUCGGCAAAUCUGUGACAAUACAUACUUUUUUUUUCUUACAGUUCAGUUUACUUCCAUUGUAAUGAACACUUGAAAAAUUCAAACUCAAAUGUAUCAGGUAAAAUAAUUAAUUAUUGUUGUGUAAAAUAAACCAAAAUGUAGAUUAGUAGCAUUUAAAUAUGUCAUCCCUGCCUAAUAGCAAAUUUAUUGUAAAUUAUUACAGGUCAUGAAAUUAUUGUAAUAUGUAUUUUCUAUGUUAACAAUAUUUUGUGGAUCAAAGAUAAUUACAAAAUCGUAUUGUUGAUAAGUACUUAAUAAAAUCUGAUCAUAAAUGAACCUAUCAAUACUAACAAUGUAUUAAUUAUCAUGCCUAGUUCCACUCGGGUAAGUGUGAUGAAUAUAAUGAUAACAGCAUAUCUAUUAUCUGUUACUUUAUCCUGUUGCUGUUUAUUUAUAUCAAUGUCUGUCGGGGUAGUUGCCCUAUACUGUUGCGAUUCUAGCAACUGUUUGUGAAUGAAAGUAUUUUAUUAAUAAAAAUUACUGCUAAUAAUUUAUGUA